Messenger RNA from Rhodamnia argentea, 1781 nucleotides. RefSeq names its product non-specific phospholipase C2. The record is from RefSeq and is a predicted model, not a curated record. Bases 105 to 1709 code for a protein of 534 amino acids. Gene Ontology annotation, biological process: phospholipid catabolic process. Lineage: Eukaryota; Viridiplantae; Streptophyta; Magnoliopsida; Myrtales; Myrtaceae. Gene Ontology annotation, molecular function: hydrolase activity, acting on ester bonds. The transcript is spliced from 4 exons.
GAACUAUCCCCUGUGUCCCCCUCAUUUUCUCAGCUGCUUUCUUACUCUCUCUUCUACUGCAAAUCUGAAGAGGAAUUCCCCUUUCGUUUCUGGGUUUUUCGAGAAUGUCUCGCGGGAAGAAAAGCAAUUCGCUCCCUCCGGCCACCCCCGCCUUCUUCCUCCUCUCUCUCCUCCUCGCCGCCGCCGCCUCCUCCUCCUCCUCCUCCGCCCGUGCGGCGGCGGCGGCCCAGAGCCCCAUCCGGACGGUGGUCGUCCUGGUGAUGGAGAACCGGUCCUUCGACCACAUGCUGGGGUGGAUGAAGCGUCUCAACCCGGCGAUCGACGGCGUGGACGGCUCCGAGUCCAACCCGCUCUCCACCUCCGACCCCAAGUCCACCCGGUUCCACUUCGACGACAGCUCCCACUACGUGGACCCGGACCCGGGCCACUCCUUCCAGGCGAUCCGGGAGCAGAUAUUCGGGUCCAACGACACGUCGGCGGACCCUCCCCCGAUGGACGGGUUCGCCCAGCAGGCCUUCUCGAUGGACCCCUCCCUGAACAUGUCUAAGGAUGUCAUGAACGGGUUCGACCCGGACAAGGUCGCCGUCUACAAGGCCCUCGUCUCCGAGUUCGCCGUCUUCGACAGGUGGUUCGCGUCCGUGCCGUCGUCGACCCAGCCGAACCGCCUCUACGUGCACUCAAGCACGUCGGCCGGCGCGACCAGCAACAUCCCCGCCCUCCUCAUCAAAGGCUACCCGCAGCGCACCAUCUUCGAGAACCUCGACGACGCCGGGCUCUCGUUCGGGAUCUACUACCAGAACAUCCCCGCCACGCUCUUCUACCGCAACCUCCGGAAGCUCAAGUACCUCACCAAGUUCCGCCCGUAUGCCCCCUCCUUCGCGGCGGACGCGAGGCGGGGGACCCUCCCGAACUACGCCGUGGUGGAGCAGCGCUACAUGGACACCAAGCUGGAGCCCGCCAACGAUGACCACCCGUCGCACGACGUGUACCAGGGGCAGAUGUUCGUGAAGGAGGUGUACGAGACGCUCCGGGCGAGCCCGCAGUGGAACCAGACCCUGCUCGUGAUCACCUACGACGAGCACGGCGGGUUCUUCGAUCACGUCCCCACGCCGGUCCGCGGGGUCCCCAGCCCAGACGGCAUCGUGGGGCCCGAGCCGUUCAACUUCCGGUUCGACCGGCUGGGAGUGAGGGUCCCCACCAUUGCGGUUUCGCCUUGGAUCGAAAAGGGCACUGUUGUCCAUGGGCCGAAAGGGUCGCCCUCUCCGACAUCGGAGUAUGAACAUUCCUCGAUCCCCGCUACGGUCAAGAAGCUUUUCAACCUCAACGCGCCUUUCCUCACUAAGCGAGACGAAUGGGCCGGCACGUUCGAGGGCAUCGUGCAAACACGCACUCAGCCGAGAACCGACUGUCCAGAGAAACUCCCGACUCCAGUCAAGAUCAGGAACGGCGAGGCUAAGGAAGAUGCCAAGCCAAGCGAAUUCCAGCAGGAGCUCUUGCAGCUCGCAGCGGUGCUGAAAGGCGAUCACAUUUUCACAAGCUCCCCCGAGAGAUUCGGGAUGGAGAUGACCGUCAAAGAAGCGAAGGAGUACAUGGAGGAUGCAGUCAAGAGCUUCCUUGAGGCGGGUCUUUAUGCCAGGAAAAUGGGUGUUGAUGGAGAGCAGAUUGUGAAGAUGAGGCCUUCACUCACCACAAGACCAUCAAAACCCUAAAACACACACACACAGCCUCCCCCAAGGAGCAGAUGCUAUACAUAAGCAGAGCAGAAAUGCUUGAUCAUUGUA